This is a messenger RNA of Bombus impatiens (common eastern bumble bee), 2540 nucleotides long. RefSeq names its product protein Wnt-1-like. Gene Ontology annotation, biological process: neuron differentiation; canonical Wnt signaling pathway; cell fate commitment. Bases 646 to 1800 code for a protein of 384 amino acids. The transcript has 7 exons. NCBI's taxonomy places the organism in Eukaryota, Metazoa, Arthropoda, Insecta, Hymenoptera, Apidae. Gene Ontology annotation, cellular component: extracellular region. The record is from RefSeq and is a predicted model, not a curated record. Gene Ontology annotation, molecular function: frizzled binding; cytokine activity.
UAGCAGCCACAGUACGUACGCGAACGUGCAUGGAGUGUCAUCGCGUUCGUCUUCGCUUCGCAUUUCCAAGAGGAGCCUCUUAUAUUCUUCGCGCAGCACGAUUCGCGAAUUUUUAACUUUUACAUCAGUUACAUUAACAUUUAUAUACGAUAUAAUACAAAUUCUCGCAUUAUUCGUGCUCUCUUACCAUCCGUGAAACAUUUCGCGCGCUGCGAAACUCGACUUAAUUCAAAAUUCGCGGUUCGUCUCGCGGUAUUGUGUGGUCAAAGAGUGCGUGUCGGGACAUAAAAAGUAGUAUAUUUUUUGAUCAUUUAUCGUAUUUGUCACGAGAUCAGUGAUAUAUACGAGCCGGGAAACAUGUAAGAAACACAGUUAAAAGGAAGAGAAAAGAAAGAAAUAAAGAGAAAGCCGUCGCGUUCUCGAACUACGUCUGGAACAACGAUCGAAUCGGAUCACGGACGACGUUCGAUCUCGAUCUGUCAGCCUCGGGAUCGACUGCCGAUGCGAAUCCUCGAUCGAUAUCGACGCUCGUAAGAAUGCGUGGCUGAAACGACGGACGACCUUGUCUUUUCUUUUUUUUACCAUUGAACCAACGAACGAACCAGCCAGUGUCCACCACGCUUUAACUUCAAAUCGAAAUUGAAGAUGCGGCCCGUCGUCACGACCUUCUUACUCGUACCAUUGCUGUUCAUCGCGUGGCAAAACGGCGCGCAGGCCAACUGGUGGUAUCUGGGUGUUGAGCCACGGCUGAAUAGCGGAUCAAGUUCUGGAAGCGGUGGCGAUGGUCAAGCGCAGAUCGUUGGCGCGGGUGUGAUCGGGCCGGCAAGCGCCGAAAAGAACUGCAAGAGUGUGCACCUGACCGCGAAGCAGCAGGCGAUAUGCUCCCGCUCGCCUCCAGUCCUGCAGGCAGUCAGCGCGGGCGCGAGGUUGGCCAUUGAGGAAUGUCAGCACCAGUUUCGGUCGGCCAGAUGGAAUUGCUCCAUCAGCCCGGAAAAUCCGGACAACAUUUUCGGCGGUGUGAUGCUAGUCAACAGUCGCGAGGCAGCGUUCGUGUACGCAAUAUCAGCGGCGGGAGUUGCUUACAGUGUCACCAGAGCCUGUUCCAGGGGCGAACUCACCGAUUGCUCGUGCGACAACCGAGUCAGAACACGCCACCCGAAUAAUUGGCAAUGGGGCGGCUGCAGCGAGGACAUCCACUUCGGAGAGAAAUUCUCGCGAGAAUGGUCUGAUAGUAGCGAGGAACCCGUGAAGGAGGGUGUGCUGCACGGACCAAAAGGGCUGGCUGGCCAGCUGAUGAGGAAGCAUGAUAGCGAAUCUGGCAGACGCGCGGUUCGCUCGAGAAUGCAACGUGUGUGCAAAUGCCAUGGAAUGUCUGGGUCAUGCAGCGUACGCGUCUGUUGGAGAAGACUGCCGGCAUUCAGGGUGGCUGGAGCAGCGUUAGCCGCGUUGCACGAAGGAGCAGCGUUGGUACGACUGGCACAACGUGGAGGUAGAAGACCAGCGAGAUUGAGGCCUGCUCGUCCAGACCUCAAACGACCUAAUAAAACGGACCUAGUGUACCUUGAAGAUAGUCCUGACUAUUGUGAAAAAAAUAUCACGCUCGGUAUUCCCGGGACUAGAGGAAGGAUAUGCAAUCGAACAUCCCUUGGUUUGGACGGAUGUCGAUUACUAUGCUGCGGUCGGGGAUACCAGACGAGAGUCCGGGACGUGACCGAAAAAUGCAAUUGUCGAUUCGUCUGGUGUUGUCACGUGAAGUGCGAGCUGUGUCGGCACAAACGGGAGGAGCACGUGUGCAAUUAGGCGGUAAACAAAAGAAAAGAUAAGAAAAGGAAAAAAGAAGAAGAAGAAGCAAAAAAAAUUGCAUUCCGGUCGGCCUACCUACCGAAAGGUGCUUAACGACCCUCUGCGUCGAGGCAGUUUCUCCACGAUCCCUCGAUACACGAUGGCCCGUUCUCAUGGUCGCAAUGGAAUCAGGGUAGAGAUCGCGCAUCUACCAUCCCCGUGUUUUUUCUUUUUCUGAUAUUUGUUUCUUUUAGUUUGUAUUUUUCUUUUUUUUUUUUUUUUUGUUUGUUUAAGUUAAUUCAAUCGAGGCCGAUUUGGCUCCAGAUAUGGAAGUCAGUCGCGUGCCGAGUAGAGAAAAGCGCCGCGAGAGGCUACGAAGAGUAACACGUUACGUUUAUAGUGCAUUCUGUACCUGACAGUCAGAGUGUCGUAAGUCCACCGCGCUUCGGCAACUAUCGACCUUGAGCGUAUAUAAUGUAGUUUCCGGAUGGUUAGAAUGUUAAGAUGGCAGGAUGUAUCUAAACGUGUUUACGAUGUACAAACUGAUACACGUGAUAUCUUAAUAUCUCUGUUGUUUUUGAUAAUAGAAACGGAUUAAUUACACCCAUCAAAAAGUCAUAUUGCUUUCAAUUGAAAGAAUUGUUACUGAGUUACUUGUGGAAGUGUUAACAUAUAAAAAAAUCUGUACUUUGAGUAAUCCUGAAUUAUUGAAUAAUCGAAAACAAUUCUGAACAAUCGCCGAAAUAUCUCUUAAGAUA